This is a messenger RNA of Penicillium atrosanguineum, 747 nucleotides long. Its product is annotated as S-adenosyl-L-methionine-dependent methyltransferase. The record is from RefSeq and is a predicted model, not a curated record. NCBI's taxonomy places the organism in Eukaryota, Fungi, Ascomycota, Eurotiomycetes, Eurotiales, Aspergillaceae. The coding region runs from base 1 to 747 and encodes 248 amino acids. The transcript is spliced from 5 exons.
AUGUCAUCUCCCCAGCAACCCCAGCGUACUCGGAGCCUGAAUAUGCGAAAUCUGACCGGAAUAAAGUGGAAUACCCGUGGUAUCUUCAGAGUAUUGAAAAGCAUCUACUUCCGGAGCAAUGUGCCUCGGGAUCAGCAAUCGCAACAUGUGCACAAAAUCCGCGAUCAAGCAUGGGCCAUUCGCUCUUACCCCUGCACCGGCUUGGGCGUCUGGCUAGUCCCUUUUAUCUCCCGCUCCCCGGCCUAUCCCAUUAUUCUACAACGGUUGCGCUCCGGCGCCACGUUUAUGGACAUCGGCUGCUUUCUUGGUGGCGACAUGCGUCGCCUCGUGUUUGAUGGUGCACCGUCGGCGAACCUGGAUCGUUUCGACGCUCACUUUAUUCUGGCCGAUAUUAUGUCCCCAGAGGAAAACCCGGAACUGCAGGCGCUGAAGGGCAGUAAGGACCAGCUUGAAGCUGCGAAGAAGUUGGUGGCGUUCGCGAAACCAGGCGCUCUGGUGAUGGGCUACCAGAUUGGCAAUGUCGAGGCAAAGGAAGUCGUCAAUUCAACAUUGCAGGUUUGUCAGUGGCGCCAUGAUCCGGUAUCCUUCGCGAAGAUGUGGGACCAGGUCGGUGCCGGGACGGACUCAAAGUGGGAGGCACAGGCCUGGCUACGUAGCUGGGACGACAUGGGAUGGGAUCCUGCGGAUCAGGCAUGGUUGGAGCCGGGAGACACGGUCAUCGAUUUCGUUGUGAGUAGAACGCAUUAG